CCGCCGCCCCUCGCGCUGCUGGAGCCGCCUCAGAGCGGGCGGCGCGGGCUGAGGGACCCGCUGGAUCAUGGCUGAGCAGCGGCAGGACAAGGCGGCGCUGAUCAGCGAGACCCGGCGGCGUUUCGAGGCGGAGUACCUGCCGGAUAAAUCAGAUAAAUAUGAUUCUAGAGAUGUGGAAAGACUUCAGCAAGAUGAUAAAUGGGUUGAAAACUAUCUGAUCUGGCGUCAUGAUGUUGUGGAUGAUACUUUAAAGAUGAUUGAUGAAAGCUUUCAGUGGAGGAAAGAAUAUACAGUUAAUGACUUGUCAGAAUCUGUCCUUCCAAAAUGGUUAUUUGAAAUUGGUGCACUCUUCCUGCAUGGAUACGAUAAAGAGGGCUAUAAAUUAUUUUGGUUCAAAGUGAAACAUCAUACAAGAGAUCCUAAACAACAACUUGACAAAAAGAAACUGGUAGCAUUUUGGUUAGAACAUUAUGCCAAGAGAGAUCAUGGAAAGCCCUUAACAGUGGUAUUUGACAUGGCUGAAACUGGAAUCAGUCACAUAGACUUGGAUUUUGUUCGGUUUAUUGUCAACUGUUUUACAGAUUAUUACCCAAACUUCCUCACCAAGAUAGUAAUAUUUGAAAUGCCAUGGAUAAUGAACGCUGCUUUUAAAAUCGUGAAGGGUUGGCUUGGCCCAGAUGCAAUAAGCAUGUUAAAGUUCACAAACAAGAGUGACAUACAGGAAUACAUCAGUGGAGAGUAUCUGCCACCUCACAUGGGUGGAACUGAUUCUUUCAAGUACAGUUAUCCUCCAUUGGUUGAUGAUGAUUUUCAAACUCCUUUAUGUGAAAAUGGGCCCAUUACUAAUGAAGAUGAGCAUGAAAGUAAAGAAGAGCUAGAUGCAGACACCAAAGAGACGGGGGAGCUCAGUGAAGCGCAAAAUCUUAAUCAGAAAAAGAUGAAUUCUAUAGAACAGAUUUCCAAAUCAGAGGAAACUGACAAAACAGAGGUCAAACCAAAAAAUGCAAAGAAAGCAUUAACCACUUUUAAAGGACCUUUAUUACAUAUCAGCCCCGCAGAAGAGCUAUAUUUUGGAUCCAAAGAAACUGGAGAGAAAAAAUGUUUGAUAGUUCUCACAAAUGUCACUAAAAAUGUAGUGGCUUUUAAAGUGAGAACAACUGCUCCUGAAAAAUACAGGGUUAAACCCAGUAACAGCAGCUGUGAACCUGGAACAUCAUUGGAUAUAAUAGUCUCUCUUCAUGGUGGUUUUUCAGCUUCUCUGCAGGAUCGUUUCCUUAUAAUGGCAGCAGAAAUGGAUCAGUCUUCUGGAGCAGGUGCACCAGAACUGACCCAGUUUUGGAAAGAUGUCCCUAGGACCAAAGUGAUGGAACAUAGGCUCAGGUGUCAUGUCAUAGAAAGCAGUAAACCUUCUUCUCUGACAUUAAAAGACAAUGCAUUUAAUGUUCCAGCAAAAACAAAUGAAGAUUUACAUGUACAGCUAACUCGUUUACUGCAAAUUAAUAAAAGACUUGACGAGCAGAUGAAUCGCUGCCUCUGGUUCCAGCAGUUGUCAGUUGUGUUAUCUUUGCUAUCAGUUACUGUCUCUGCCUUCUGCUUCUACCUGGCAUAUGCCCAGAGAAGCUAAAGAGAGUUGCUGUGCCCUGGAUGUGCUGCUGCCUAUCAUGGUGCGUUGGAGUAGAAGAGAUUGCAGUGCUACACUCGGAUUCUGGACCUGCCAAAAUGAGGUUUGUGAGCCUACAGCAAUGAACAAGAAUACAGUUUGCUGGGGAAAAAAAACCAAAACAAAAAAACAAACAAAAACACACACAAAAAAACAGAAGAAAUGAAUGACCAGCAAAUGAAAUUACUGAAAUCACUGUCUAAGCUGACACUUAGAAUAGGGUGUGAGGAAGAUGUUAGAGCUAGGGCCUGUUUUCACUGUACAACUCAAUAAAAACUACUGAACUGGAAGGAGGAAACCACAUACAAUAUUUAAGCUGUUUAGAUUUUUUUCCUCUUUUCAACUACUUUGAAUACAGUAUUUAAUUUCUUUUUGUCAUAUUCAUUCUUACAUUCUGAAUUACUCAUUGAAGAUAUAGGCAGUCAAUGUAUUCUAAGGUUAAUCUGUUCAUUCAGGAAAAUUUACAGGCAUUAUGUACUACAGGCAGAUUUUUUUAUAUAAUCUGUGUACAUGCACAUAUAAAGGAAGAUAUUUGUUGUUAGUAAUUCAGACUCACUGCUUUCAUUGGUUAAAUUCCUUAUUAUUUUGCUUCUUCUGAAUGCAAAGUUACUGUAAAUAUUUCUUACCAAGUAACGUACAGACAAGAUACUAUUCCUAUUAUUUCUUUUUUUUUGAAAGGAACUUGUGUUCAAGUUGCAGAAGGAGUGUGAGAGUUGCCUUUUGGACUGUGAUGGCCUAUUAUUAUUCAUAAAAAGGCUAUUAAAUAGUCAGUGUAAGAACUUACUCUGAGUUGUGCAAUAUGGUUAAAUUACAGAUAAAUUUAUGAAGAAAGCCAGUCAAAUCAGGAAUUAAGUAGUGUAGAAGGCAACAUAAAAGUAUUAUAUCUGCCAUUUUACAGAAACUUGUGAAAAUGGUGUUUGAAGCUAGUGAGAACUUGGUUAACAAGAAUUCUUUGUAUUCGUUGCUGUAAAUAUGUAUAUUGAGAUGAUGAAAACUUAAAAGGAGACUGAUGGUAUCUUUCAUACAUUUAAAAUUUUCACUUUUAAAGAGAUUAAAAAACUUUAAAUAAUUCCAUUACUAGAAUUAAUUUUUGCUACAAAUUGGCUUUGUAACAGAUCAUUUAGUUUUGUCUGCUGACCUCAAUAGAUGAGAAGCAAUUAUUGAGGAAAAAUAAAGAUCAUACUCUGCUUCUGUCAUUUUGCUUACAAUGUGUUGUUGAUCUAGGAUCAUCUCUGGGAAAUAGAAAAGGGCAGUUUAAAAUAAUGCAUUAAUAAACAGAUUAACUAAAAAGCCAGUAAUGUGAUUACUAAAAAAAAUACUAUUUAAAAAGAAAGAUUACAGAAAUGUUUGGUGCAGAGUCUUCUGUUCUUCCUUAAUUUAUACAGUAUUUUACCACAUCUGCAUUUUCUUCAUUUUUCACUAAUCUCAUUUCUGUUCAGUUUGUUUCUCCGUAUUUUGUUUUCCUAGUGAGUUGGCAAUUUAUAUUAUUCACUGCUUAUUAUGAAUCUGUUACUUGGGUUAUUUUCAUGUGCAUGCAACUCAAAUGCUUUGCUUCCAAAAAAAUGGGUUGUUGUCUUAUUGAGAAAGGUAACGAAGUAAUUUGUAACAUUAAGAUAAUAAUAACCACGCUAUUAAAAUACCAAUUCCUAAUUUGGAGUGGAUUGAAUAGCACUUUAUUGUAAAAUUGCAAGAAAUAUAUUCUUAAGAGUCUUUGCCAAUAUGAAUAUUUUAAUGUUUUGGUGCUUUCAUAUAUUUCAGUAUUUUAUUACUUAUUUUGUUAUUGGUAUUUUCUUUGUAUGAUGAAUCAGAUGAACAUCUUUUCUAUUUUAAUAUGUUUUAGAAAAAUACAGUUAAAAAAUAAAUAUGAGGAAAUACAUAGUCUUGAAUCUUUAGUCUUUUAAACAUAGCUGCAUGUCCUGAGGUUUUCUUGUUAGUCUGCAGAUAGUUAAUAUGGGAGCAGUGAAUAUGGUAAUGACUGUUGUAGUAGUCUGUUGUUGAACAGAAGCUGUGAUGAUACUUGUUAUACAAAUGCAAAAUGGUUGACUUUGGCUUCUUGGACAGAAUGUCCCACAUGAUCACAUGGCACAUGACAUUGGUGUGUAAAUAGUACCAUGGCACAACUAGUACAAAUCCACACAAAGCAGAUGUAUGUGUAUCUUGGUAAAAUUAACUAUCGUCUAAACAUCGCACAGUAAAUGGAAAAAUAGAUAUAAGGAAAAAAAAGAGGCAAAGUAGCAGUACCUUUUCUUAGCUUUAAAUUGACAAUGGUCAACUUCAUUUUUUUAUUCUGUGAGAACUUCACUGUUUCCAUAAUCACAAAGCAUUUUCCCAGUUUUCAGUUGUAGUUUUAGAUUUUGUUUGCCAGCCCUCAAAAACACAGAUUUCAGCCAGUCCCUUUUGGAAGCUUUUGUGUUUAACACACACUGAUGUUACACAGUUCACAGCAGUAAAGUGAUUUGAUACCCAAAAUUGAGAGAAUAGGCAAAAGAUUGUGUUCAAUUUUUUUCCUCUUUUUACAGUUUAUGAAACUCAGUUUAUAAAGCUGGGGCAUUUUAGAACUCUAGGCAAUUCACAAAAUAGGAUUUGAUUACAUGAACUAUCAAGAUCUAAGAUGUAGUUUUCUUUCCCCUUAUUGCAGAGUAGCAGUUAACCUUGGUUUUUGACAGACAAUUAAGAGACAGCAAUGAUUGUAGUCCUAAAAAUUGACAAUUUAUGCUCAAAAAGAGCACAUACUUCUUUCCUAGCAAAUAAUUUUUGUGCCCUGUUCUGAGCUUCAUUUUUUCACUAUGUAAAAGAUUAGACAUUUUGUAAAGGGGAAAAAGAAGAAAAAAAACACCAGCAAAAAACCACCACAGGUGUGAGGGGCAGCAGUGCCAGGAGCAUGAUUUUUAAAUUGCCUUUGUAUUUCAUCAGUGAGUCCCUGCUGUAACUAAUUUGUCUGUAAUGUCUGCCUUCAAGCUCUCAAACAUUUUGUCCUUACUUCUAGAGGUUUUUAGUUUAUAUGGGGUUUGUUGACUGCAUAGGAUUUUGUGGAGAGCAUUUUAAGUCUCUGUGCUGCCUUGGGGAUCUUCAUAUUUUCUAUGUAGCUGCACUGAAGUGUAAGGGUAUAAAUGCCGUUCUGUUAAUAAGCACAGUGUUAGUUUAUUCAUUUUUUAUGCCUUUAUUCUGAAAGUGGACAUUCAGUCAGAAUAACAGAACAAAUAGAACUGUUCUGCAAAGCCCAUCACAGGUGGCUGUAAGAAUUCACUGGUUUAGGUCUCGUAGUCAUCCUGUAGGGUGUUGUGUUCAAGACACGAGGGUGUCUGUGUGUACAGUAUAUGUGUUCAUCUAGGAAGAGCUAAUCAGUUUAAUUAGCCAAGAAGAGCAGGUUGAGUCCUCUUUUCUGAGAUUGAAGAAGACAUCUUCAGUCAAUUUCUGCAGUGCAUGUCUUAUUUUCCCUGGAAGAUGGCUCACUGAGGAAUUACCAACCUGACGUUAACAGCAGUUGCUACAUUUCCAUUAUGUUUGUGUUAACACAGGUAAGUGAUGAUAAGUUAAUGAUUCCAAUUAGGCAUUCUUUUCAGUAUGCCUGUUUCUUGAGCACACAGCAUCAGUAGCUUCUGGCUCUGUGUCUCCUGCAGCUGAUGAGAAAUGUGACCUCCCAGUUUCAGUGUUCUGAAUUGUUUCAGUCCCACUUUUCAAUUCAAACCUCACUGAUCUUACUUUUUACACUUUUAUAGUGCUUGCAUACAGUAAUACACGUAGACACAACUCAAAAAAUAAAGUGCAGGAAAUCCACCUCUCCAGGAAUGUGCCAGUGAGAGGUUUUCCUUCUUUUUAGAGGAGGUGAGUGAAGUUCCACAUGAUGGCCUUUGCUGGAACUGAUACAGGUGGAUCUAUGCAAUUACUGCUUUGCUGCUUCUGAGCAGAAGUACUGAAAUUCCCAAGUGGUAUGAGCAAAGUGUUAGCAGCUUGCCAGAUUUUUACACAUUGGUGUGUCAGCUCCUGGCUUCAUUUAUUCACAAGACUGAUGCAUCAGCCUACCUGUUUGUCAUGCCCUAAGUCACUUCUGUUUUCCUAAACACUGAAGGGAAGCACUGUGUGAUCAAUUAUUGCUGUAUGAUUGCAGCUUAUAGCACUUGUAGUUUAGAUUGCAGUAGGCAAUUUGUUCUGAAGUUAAUAAUGAAGUCAUAUAAGAAACCAUUUAGAUACAAAAAAUAAAAAACAACAAGCCAUUUAUCUUUCAUUUCUCUAGUCAGCAGUAGAAUAUAUUAAUUAUUUUACUGUCACUUGGUGGUUUUGCACAAAGUAUUUUUGAAGGUCUCCUUUCUCUUAAAAAUAUCGUAUUUAGAAGGAUGAUAAAUUAUGUGUUUCCUUCAUCUUGAUUAGCUCUUAAGAUAGGCCAACACUUGAUGGUGACUUAGCCAGUAAGAAGCAGUGAUUUCCUCAAAAGUAUUCAAAGAUUUAAUUUUUUUGUCAUUUUUGCCAAAGUAUGAAGUAACUGUGCCUCUCUAGCCUUGAUCAGAACUUGCUCCUGAAUCUACACAAACUUACUUGACUGAGCAGCAAAAGACUUGACCUGUAGGAACUUGCCAGAAGGAACAGAUAGCUACAAAUAAAAGGUUACAUCUACUCAUGUUGUUCCAGUACAUGUAUGUAAGAUUCUGUGAAGUAGCUACACAAUAAACUUGCAUUGCAGCUCAAUGAGAAAGUAAGUGAUAAAGAUUCACCCUCAUGUUAGUUUUUAUCCAGACAGUCAGGAGGACAAAGUGGAAAAAUGCUACAUAACAAUGUGCUCUUCCCACAGCAGGUUAUCUAAGUGGUCUCUCUAGAGUAAGUGUUCCCCGAAUUUUGAGCUCAGGAGAGGGAUAAAAACAAACUUGGUAGGGUCUGAUCCGUUGUUUUUUUCCUUAGGUUUGCAAAGAAAUACUUCAGACAGGAGAACUCAAAUCCAAGUCUCCAUUAUCAGUCCCACCAUGACCGUAAUCCCAUUUUGUGUUUAUGACGAAAUCUGAAUAAAGAUAUCCUCUGGGCAAUAAUGAUGUAGUCUAACAAA
Messenger RNA from Myiozetetes cayanensis, 6695 nucleotides. RefSeq names its product motile sperm domain containing 2 (gene MOSPD2). The record is from RefSeq and is a predicted model, not a curated record. Bases 68 to 1624 code for a protein of 518 amino acids. Lineage: Eukaryota; Metazoa; Chordata; Aves; Passeriformes; Tyrannidae. The transcript has 15 exons.